Molecule: messenger RNA, 206 nt
Organism: Perkinsus marinus ATCC 50983
Lineage: Eukaryota; Perkinsozoa; Perkinsida; Perkinsidae
Exons: 1
Source: RefSeq, a predicted model, not a curated record
CUUUGGCGGUAUUCCAAUUGUAUGAGAAGCUCCGACUUCAACAGGAGGGAGUAUCAGGCGUGUUGGCCAAGGCUGAAAUAGCUUACAAUCAAGGGAGACUUUGGCAUCAACUCUCUGUCUUCCAUCUAGCUGAUAGGCUCUAUAGACAGGCCUUGAGUAUUAUCCAUGAAGCUGAAAGCAAUGGCAAGAUGUAUUACGAAGAUGAA